Vigna angularis (adzuki bean) is the source of this 7312-nucleotide messenger RNA. RefSeq lists its product as uncharacterized. The record is from RefSeq and is a predicted model, not a curated record. Lineage: Eukaryota; Viridiplantae; Streptophyta; Magnoliopsida; Fabales; Fabaceae. The coding region runs from base 433 to 1731 and encodes 432 amino acids. The transcript is spliced from 2 exons.
UCUGAGACUAAACCACCAAAAUUGGUCCUUGAGAGACGACCUAGGAGUCACAUCCUAGUUAAUAUACUGCAUUCAUUAUUGCACAUCAAAUUUGUAUGGGUCGCGACAGCUCGUAUCAAAAUUUUGGCGCCGUUGCUGGGGACCAAAGGUUUGGUUUUGGGUCUUUUGUUGUUUUCUGUUAUGUGUGUUUUUGUGUACAUGUGAUAUAUGUUUUAAGUUUUUGUUUUGUUAAUAUUUGUUGUUGUGUUUUAUCUUGUGUUGUGAUGUAAUGUUUUGUUUUGUGCAUGCAUGUCGUAUGAGUUUUGUUAAUUUAAAAAAUAAAUAUAUAUUAGUUUUCCCUCCAUGUUAUGUUUCUGUAUAUUUCUUUCUAUACAAUCUUUGUUUGAAGAGGGAGUCCAAGUCUGAGAGAGGUUUUGAACUAGAAUAGAGAAAAUGACAGAUUCUCAAGACUGGAUGUAUGAGAUAGUCAAGAGUCUUCCCAAAUUCCAUGGGUUGGCACAUGAAGAUCCAUACAGGCACCUCAAGGAGUUUCGUUUGGUGUGUUUAUCUAUGAGGCAUGCUGGUGUUUCAAAGGAGACAGUGUUGAUAAAAAUGUUUCCCAUGUCCCUUCAAGAUGAAGCAAGAGACUGGUUCAUAUACCAGUAUCCUUUUAAUAGUUGGCAGGAAACACAACAAAAAUUCUUCGACAAGUUCUUUCCAGCAGCAAAGGUGAGCAGCAUUAGGAUGAAGAUCACUUCCAUUGAGCAGUUUCAAGAAGAAAACUUAGCAGAUUAUUGGGAGAGGUUUAAUAUGCUCUGCACAACUUGUCCAAACCACCAAAUUCCAGAGCAUUUGCUCUUGACUUAUUUUUAUGAAGGGCUCCUGGACAAUGAAAGGAUACUUGUGGAUGCAGCUAUUGGUGGAUGUUGGAUGGAUAUAACCCCAACAAAAGCGAGGAAGUUGCUCUGCAAGCUGGCUGGUGAAAGUCCAAUUGAGGUAGCAAAGGAAGAACCUGAGCAGCUUGUUCUGGAUUCUGACAUUGAUAGCCUUGAGGAUGAAGCUGAUAACUUGGAGUUUGGUAAGAAAUUUCUCAGUGAGCAAAAACAGGUUUAUUCUGAACCUGAGAUUCCAAUUUUACCAGAUUUGCCUACACAUUCAAAUGCAUGUGAUUUGACGCACACUGAUUCUAUAGGGUUUAUGACUGAUACUGAUACAAAUUCGAUUGACCAUUCUAAAAUUUUUAAUUCAGUGUCAGCCAUUGAACCCAUUAGUGAGAGUAGCGUCAAUAUUAAUUUUGAAAGAAAAACUAUGCAAUCUGAUGACUUUACAGAGUUAGGAUUAAACUUUGAUUUAACACAGUUUUCUGAAAAUUUUGAAUGUGACUGUGAAUCUGAUUCUUGCUCCAUUUGUGUUGAAAUUGAUUAUGCAUUACAGCGAGACUCUAAGUUUAUUACAGAUGCUAUUAAUUGUGAGUUUGAUGACAAGGAUGCAGAGUUCAAAAAGAAUGCAGGUGCUCACAUUAAGGAAUGCAUGAUUAAUGAAGAAGAGUAUACUGCUACUUCUUUGAGCGAGCCAGAGAUAGCUAUUCCGGUGUCACACACCAAACAAAUGCUAGUGGAAGGAGAGAUACUGCUGAAACAAAUUGCAAAGAGAAAAAUAUUGAUGAAGCAGUUCUUCCCCAAAUUUUCUUUGCUGGAUCCUGAGGCGAAGAACAUCUCCCUGCUUGUCCAAGUUUGGCAACUGCCACCAUAACCAGGGGAGUUUUCCUGUUCAUUCUUCCCUUAAUUUUCUUGGUUUGCGAAUUAGGGGAGAAUUCUGAUUUUCUUAGUUUAUGAUUUUUUUUUUGUUUAAAAAAAAAAAUAAAUAAAUAAAAUAAAAUAAAAAAAUAAAAAAAAAAAUUUUGUGUUCUCUUUCAGGUGUGUUAUUUUGUUAAUAUAUGUAUUGUAAAUAUGUUUUUUUUUGUCUGCUGUUUUUGACAUUACGUUUUGUGUGCUUUGAUUUUGUGUGUUCGGUAUUGGUCUUUUGUUUUGUUAACUUGUAUUCUGUUUUAUUUAUUUAUUUAGUUUUUGUUUAAAAAAAAAAAAAAAAAAAAAAAAAAAAAACAACGCAAGUGCAGAAUUAACAUGUAAUGGCAGAGAGGUAUAUAGUUUGAACAAAGACUUCAUUUGAGUGCAUUUAUUGAAAAAACCUUACACCGAAAGCAUUCUGUCUUACAUUGAUAAUAAAUAUAAAAUACAUAAAAACAUAAUAAAGAUAUUCAGGGUUCGAUCAUUUCUGAUCGUUAAGUAUUACAGACCAUAAAAAAAACAUAAAAAAAAAAACAUAAAAACAUAAAAAAAAAAAAAAUUAAGUGUUCAGAUUACAUGCCUUGUUCAAAUUCUGGCCACACUCGGCCAGCUAAAACAAAAAAAAAAAAAAAAAAAAAACAUUAAAACUUCAACGAAAGAAUUCCCGAGCUGGUUGUGGCGGUCUAAGGGAGAGCUCCGUCGAGGGAGCUCUGGUUCGGAAUGUGAGAAUCAUGGGUGGCUGGAUUUGUCGUACGUCUCUGUCGUCGUCGAUGAUGAUCGGGACUGGGAACAAAUCCAGCAGCCUUGGUGCCCUCAUUACCACCCAGCCAUUUUCUUUCAAAAAAAAAAAAAAUCUUGUUAAUAAUAAUAAUAAUAAAAAAAAAAAUUCAAUAAAAAUUGAGAUCUGAUGAGAGUUCUUACCGUACAUAUACAGCGGCAGUUGUGAAAACUGAGUGCCAGUGGGGUCUAUCUCCGCUUGCCAGCGCCUGACCCGAUUGCCGUGAUUGUUGAACCAGCAGUGCACGUUGUAUUCGCUGGCAUCUCCGUAGGUCCUUAGUCGAGACGUGAUCUCGAUGACUUGCGCUCGGCUUGGAUGAGUGACCCCAUAGUUGAAGAUGUUGGUCAUCAUCUUGACUUGAUCAUCUGUUGGGCGCCACCGCUGACUCGUGUAUCUCUCGAUUUCCAUCUCACUCAUCAUAUUUUCUAAAAAAAUAUAUAUAAAAAUAAAAAGAACAAAAACAUAAAAAAAAAACAUAAAAAAAAAAUAUAUAAAAUAAAAGGAAAAACAAGAAGCAUAAAAAAAAAAAAAAAAUUAGAUUAGUUCUGUGUUUUCUUUAUUUGUUCUUGUUUUCUUUUAGAUUUAUUUUGCCCAGUCUGUAUUUGAUGUUUCAGUGUUUGGUCUCAGAUCUGUUUCACGGUCCUUGCAAAGGGUCCUAAACGGAUCUACGUCCAAAUGUCCUGUUGUCCUUAUUGUUCUUGUAUAUUAUGUUUCUGUGUUUAUUUUGUUUUAAGUGGGGUACGUGGCGUUGUUCUACCCGAUUGUCUCUGCCAUACCUUCAAACGAAGGGAGAUUAACGUCUGGUUUCCAGCCGAUAUACCCCUUAAAUUUUAUGACAAUUGUGUUUUAUGUGUUUAAGUGUUUUAAGUUUCAGAAAGAAAAAAAAAAUUGAAAAGGAGAAGAUAGAAGCAGGUAAAGGGAGAGGUAGAGCAGGAAAGAAAGAAGCAAGACAGAGCUGAAAUAUAAAGGAAAGCAGGGCAGAAGAAAAAAAAAAGAGGGAAAGCUUAAAAGGAAAAUAAUCGGGGGAGAGGGUGAGAAAAGCUGAGAAAGCGCAAGAGAAGGCAAAAAGAAAUGAAGAACGAAGUGCAUAACGUAAAUAAAUUACAAGAAAACAGAAAGAAAGGGAGAUCCAGGAGCAGAGGACUUACCUGGAGUAGUAGGCUGGCAGAGAAGCUCCUCGGGGUUCUUAGACUCUUCAGAUGGCACCGGGGCAGAGGCUCCGCAGAGAUCCCAGACGCUCAAGUUGAGAGUGAAAGGAGAGCGAAGAGAGGAGUAGAGAGAUAAGAGAGGAGUAGAGAGAGAGAGAGAGCAGGGAAUCAGAAAUGUCGCUCUGACGCCAAGAUUGGCCUAUUUAUAGGCAAAUUGUUUCCACUGUAGCAACAGUUCCGGUCGUUGCCACCGAGACUGUUGUCACAGUACCGGUAUCCUUUUCAAAAAAAAAAAAAAAUUAAAUUAAUUAGCAUCUACUGAUGGGUGCUAGGUGAUUUCGACAUCUGCUGAUGGAUGUCACUGAUAACAUCUACUGAUGGAUGUUACUUUUCUUUCUCUCCCUUUUUCAUACUUUUAUUGCACUUGUCCAUGAUAUGUUUCAUGUUUUGAUUGAUGAUGUAUGCUUAUAACACAUUGAGGACAAUGUGUAAUUUAAGUGUGGUCUAUUGGGAGAGAUUCUGAUUUUUCUUUGUUUUGUGUGAAAUUUUUUCUGAUUUAAGUUGUUUUUAGUGUGUUUUGUGUGCAAUAAAUUUUACAUUUUUUUUCUCUUGAUUUCUGGAUUUUAUUUAAAUUUAAGUUGUAGACUUAUCUUUCACUUCAUUUGACUGAUACUUAUGGUAUGAAAUCUAUGUUUUUUCUUUGCUUGGAAAGAUGAUUAUACGUUUGAGAGGUUGAUUUGAUUGUGACGAAUACCCUAUGUGAGAUUUGAGCCACUUAAUUUUCUUUCUUGUGUGUGAUAUGUCUCUUGAUUGCUUGCACAUAUGCCUUGGCUUGAUUCUUUUUGAUAUACUUGAUUUAUAUGCAUUUUUGGAAGUGAUAAAGGCAUUUUUGUUCUUGAGCCUCUUUAGCCAAAUAAGCCUACCUUGUUAUUAUCCUUUGAUAACCCCUUUGAGCCUAUACUGUAUAUAUUUCUUUGUGUUGAAGCUCAUACACUGAUCCUAAGUGAAAAACAAAUGAUUACCUUAACCUUAGGAAAGUCUGGAGCUAUAGAAGUAUUUUGUGAAUAAGUGUGGUCUCCUUGGGAAUUCUGAUGAAUUGGCUAGUUGGUUCCUCAUCAUGUUUUGAAAUGAAAAUUUAUAUCCUGUUGUGUGAUAAAAAAAUAAAAAAAUAAAAAAAAGACAGGAUAAAAAAAAAUGAUGAGAAAAAGAGAAAAUAAAUUGAAAAAUAAUUUUGUGAAUAAUGGAGUCGAGAAGAGGAUUGAAUUAGAGGUUUGGGUGAGAUUUCACUGUGUUUACAUUUUUUCCCUAGUGCACCUCUAUUUUUUCUGAGCUAUAGCUACUUAUCCAAAUUUAUCCUCCCCUGUCCUUGGCCCCAUUACAACCCAGUAAAGACCUUUUGAUCUGAAUAUGCAUAUGAUUUAAGUAUUGAUAAUUAGAAGCUUGCCAAGUCUACUUGUGUUUGUUUUCUUGAGUACAUCGAGCUGAUAUUAUUAUUUACCCUAGACACUUGAGAGAAACACUGUGAGUGCAUCUGUGAGGUUUUGUUAUUUUUAAAUCACCUCUUAAGCUGAUUAAUCAUUUUGCUAUGUAUUGAAUUGCUUGGAUGAUUUCUGUAAGUAUGUGCUUUUCUUGACUGUGUUGGAUAUUGUCUAUUUCUUUUCUCUGUCCAGACUUCUUGAGAACUUUGUAAAUUCUGUUUAAUUUUUUCGUGAGUCUUUAUUUUUCUGUCUGCUGAGUUUGUGUCACCUUCCUAAAAGUCCUUUGAACUAUUCCCUGAUUUGCGUCUUGAUUUUGCCCAGGAGUGCAAAAGACUAAGUGUGGUCUAUUUUGAUGAGUCAAUAUUUUAUUGAUUUCACUUAGCUUAUUGUACCGAAUUUAAUCAAGGAAUUGUGCUUGAAUGUACAAUAUUAUCCUAUUUUUCCUAAUUGUGUUUAAUUUGAUUGGAAAUUCUUAUUUUAACUAAUUUGAAUUAUCUGAGCUAAUUAUUUUGUAAGGAAAAAUUUUGAAAAUAGAAAUUGUGACAUUUGGAAGGAUAAUUAUUCACACACUGUGCUAUUUAAUUGAAAGAAGUUAUACUGUAUUAUUUUGUGUUGAAUAAAGAAAAGAUGUACCGGAGACUUCAGUUAGAACAUGCGCUUUGGCUUGGUUAAAAGAGUAGAAGAGAGAAAAUUCAACUCGUUUUCUUUUGGAAGGAAGGCACAUGGGCGUUGCAUCUUUGAGAGAAGGUGACAUCCACAUGACAUGGGAAUGGUGUGAAAUUGAUUAAUUAUGGAGAGGAUGUGCGUGAAAGUUCCGUUCCUACUUCUACACAUAGAAGUUUUUGGUUUUAUAUUAUUUUAACAAAGAGAAGGAUGUACACGUAUUGAAGGAAAGAAAAUAUAUAAUUGGUGUGUACAUGCCACGGUUUCACAACAAAGGUGGAGGGACCCUUACUCAAUUUUGAUUCAAGAAAAGUCUUAAGACAAUUUGACUUGGAACAAACCAACAAAGAAACUCACGGCUGCAACAUCACAGUGGAAGCAUGACAUGGAACUACACAUUUGUGAAAAUGUUCCAACAAAGCAUAGACAACACCACCACGUGAAGCUAUACUCCAUGCUGGUUCAACUUAGGAAAUGCACACGGGAUGGGGAAUUGAAAGUAUAUGAACUUGAUAAUAUAAAAAAAAAAGAGACUUCAUUCCCUUCAUGCACAUGGUCAUGGCCAAACACAUUGCUGCUGCAUCCAGAAUAUACCAGUUUCGGUUUUCCCAGCAGCUGCCUUGCAUCCAGAAGAGCUCACGGCUACUAUAGAGAAAAAUGCACACGGAGAGAAGAAAGAAGUGUUGUCAAGGCAUGGUUGAAAAGCUCCAAGCACGACUGACUUCAUUUGGAAGAAGUGGUGUUUCUAUAUUAAUUAGGUGUGUGGGGUGAAGUCACGUUCAGGUACUGCAGCGGGCUUCACUGGAUUCAUUUGGAUUCAUGAAGAGUUAUUUUCGUUUAGGAGGAGUUUGAUAAUGGAGAGUCCACUUCCUUUUGGUACAUCCAUGAGAUGCAUUUUAGAGAUGAUUAAUUGGUGAAAAAAACUAAAAGUCAAAAAAAAGUAGGGACCAAAACUUGGAAUGAAGAAGUGGGUUUUCUUUUAAAUAUUGGAAAGUGAAAAUUGGACCGUGAAAGGGAGAAGAAGACACAGACAUCAAUUUAAUGAAGGACCCCAUCACUCAUUUUUGUCAUCCUUCCAAGCAAAUAAAAGGGUGAUGGAUUGAAGAACCAAAGGAGGGUGUGGAAGGGGGAGCCGUGAAGAGCUGCAGCAGGGGGCUGGAAAAAUCCAGCAAGGGGCUGGACAGUAAAGGGGCUGGAAUAGCAGAUGGAAUCACACUACAACAUGGAGUGUUACGGUUAAGAUGUUGAGCAGUGUACACCAUAGAUGGAGGUGCGUCACUUGAAGAUGUACUAGAAGAAGAAAAUUUGGAGGACGCUAACCUGGUGGAUGUGGAAGUUAAAGCCGAGCCUUAGAGCGCUCACAUGUGUAUUUAGUUUUGUUACAUUUAAUUGUGGACGUUUGGUUAUAGUUUUGUAAGACCGUUCGUCUCUGAACUCUUGCUUGUAUCGCGUUCGUUUUUAUUUCUGUAUGUUUAUGCC